GGUUUCAAGUCAAACCACUUCCACUGAGUGUCUGCUACUAAAGAUGUAAUUGACUAUUUAGAAAAUUUAUUGGCAAGAGAUGAAGAGUCCCUUAAUCAUUCCUUUCAUAAAGUUAUGGUCCAUAACUGGAUGGAAGAUGAUGUGCAACUCUAUAACACAAUCAAUGAAUACUACAAUGUUUUAUUUGUUCCUGUUGAAUAUGUAUCAAAACAAAACAUCAGUUCCUUCUACACCAGCAGCCUUAGUUUUGUCACGAAAAUAGUCAAGAUGGAUUUCAUGUUUCCAUACAGACGAAACAUGUUUAAUAUUGACAUACUUUUUAAUGAUAAGUCAUCAUCAGAUUGCUUUGAGAGCAGAACUACAAUAGAGGAGAUUGUAUCUUCAGUUGUAAGCAAUAGAUUUAAUAAUAAAAUGGAAUUAGAUUUGUCAAAUUUUUGUAAUGAUCCAGAAUUUUCCAAAAGAAAAAUAAAUUUUUAUAAACUGGAUCUUUUAGCAAAUUUUAAAAUACUAAUGUUAAGAAUGGGACGUGAUGUGAAAAUGCUGAACCUGAGCAAUAACCAGUUAAAUCAAGUACCAUUAGAAAUAUUGAAUUUCUUUACUAGGGGAGACAUGAUUGGACUCAAUUUGAGUAAUAAUAAUAUUCCAUCAGUUCAAGAACAGUUCAGAGUGGGUAGUAAAGUAGAGUACCUGUGGUUAGAAGGAAAUCCAUUAUGUGAAGAAUUGGAAAUCAAUGAUUACAUUAAAAAGAUUCUUAUCAAAUUUCCUAGGCUAUUGGAAUUAGAUGGAGUGAGAAUAAAUCAACAUGGUAUCAUUUACCCUAUAUUCAAACACUUUGUAGUAACAGCGCAAAAGAAAACCAAAAUGGUGGUCGAAAAAUUUGUUACAAUGUAUUUUAAUCAUUACGACUCAAUGCCACGUACGAAGAUUAAUAUGUUUUAUGAUAUGAAUGCUGUAUUAACUAUCUCCACUGAUUUCUCUGAUUGUGAAGAUUUGGCAAUGCCACACUACGCUAAAUGUGUACGUAACAUCAUGCAUCCUAUUAAAAGGGCAAGAACAGAAAACAAAAUGUGUAUAUUUAGAAGUAGGAAUAGCAUUACAAACUUAUUUGAGCAAUUUCCCGAGUCUACACAUGAUGUAAACACAUUCAAUGUAGAUGUUUUGAAACAUGAUAGUGGACAGAUGCUUUUAGUUAUAGAUGGUAUAUAUAAAGAACAGAAUCAAGUCUUGGAUGGAAUCUACAAAGAAAAUUACACAGGUGAUGCAGACAAUAAGAAAAACAUAUCUGAAAACUACUUGCAAUUCAGAAGGACAUUCAUUUUUAAUAUACAUACUGCAAACGGCGUAUCAUUAUAUCACAUUACAAAUGAAAUGUUCAGUAUAUCAUUAGCGGAAAGAGAAAGAAAAGAUAAUAGUUUUAAGUUUCCUAUAAGAAAAAUGAAUAACUUAAGCCUUAUAAAUCCUGAUAAAGCUGAAAUAAAAUCAAUAAGUAAAGCUUUCAAACAUUUAACAAUGUUGAAGAAAUCUGAAGUAGAAAGGCGACUGAAGGCCCACAAUUGGAACAUAAAUCUUGCUUUAAAGGAAGUUAUUGAUGACAUAAGGAAUGAUAUCAUUUGCAGUGAAGAUAUGGAGGAAGAUAAUAGUUUUUCGGAUGUAUCAUCAGAAAUGGACUAA
Messenger RNA from Papilio machaon (common yellow swallowtail), 1671 nucleotides. Its product is annotated as nuclear RNA export factor 2. Gene Ontology annotation, molecular function: RNA binding. NCBI's taxonomy places the organism in Eukaryota, Metazoa, Arthropoda, Insecta, Lepidoptera, Papilionidae. The transcript is spliced from 11 exons. Gene Ontology annotation, cellular component: nucleus. The coding region runs from base 115 to 1671 and encodes 518 amino acids. Gene Ontology annotation, biological process: poly(A)+ mRNA export from nucleus. The record is from RefSeq and is a predicted model, not a curated record.